Wallemia mellicola CBS 633.66 is the source of this 1255-nucleotide messenger RNA. RefSeq names its product mitochondrial matrix Mmp37. The record is from RefSeq and is a predicted model, not a curated record. NCBI's taxonomy places the organism in Eukaryota, Fungi, Basidiomycota, Wallemiomycetes, Wallemiales, Wallemiaceae. Gene Ontology annotation, biological process: CDP-diacylglycerol biosynthetic process; cardiolipin biosynthetic process. Bases 161 to 1216 code for a protein of 351 amino acids. Gene Ontology annotation, cellular component: mitochondrion. Gene Ontology annotation, molecular function: phosphatidate cytidylyltransferase activity. The transcript has 6 exons.
GCGUUAUUCGCCCAGGAGGGUUGGAUAUCUACAGCUACGAUGUUAUUCUGAUAAGCCAGAUAUUAGAGGCUCACUCCAGAAUGUACAACGUAGUCAACAAUACUAUCUUGAUGCCCCAAUCAAAUCGAAAUCGGUGCAUGAUGGAAGCGAGAAGAAAUAUAUGUCUGUCGGAUUUGGCAGUAAUCAGUUUGUAGAGGUAUCAGAUGAUAAAAGGAAGAUGCUUGAAGCCGUGUUCCAUUCAUUUCGUGCCCCAAUUAGAUAUGGAUUUGCCUAUGGAUCUGGUGUAUUCAAGCAAACUGGCUACUCUGAUAAGGAUAAGCCGCUAGUUGACUUCAUCAUUGCUGUGACGCAUCCCCAUCACUGGCAUUCAAUCAAUAUUCAGCAGAACCCAUCACAUUAUCCUCUAGGAGCGAAGUUAUUCGGUAAUAAAGCUAUAACAUUCCUCCAACGGAAGUUUGGUGCUCAAGUGUGGUAUGUGACAAUGGUCGAAGUAGAUGGAAUCCCUUUAAAGUAUGGUGUGAUUUCUGUUGACGAUCUUUGUCGCGAUUUGCUUGAUUGGGAAACACUCUAUGUUUCAGGACGGAUGCACAAACCAGUGCGUGUUAUCAAGGAUGAUGCUCGCGUCAAACUCGCCCAACAAGUGAACCUCACCUCUGCCUUGCGUACAGCACUGUUGCUCCUGCCCGCAGAAUUCAGCCAGCAAGAACUCUAUGAAAAAAUAAGCUCAUUGUCAUACUCUGGAGACCCACGUAUGACAGUUGGAGAGAAUCCAGAGAAGAUCUCCAACAUAGUUUCUGCACAGAUGGAGCAGUUCCACACCCUCUACGAACCAUUAGCCAUGCAACUCCGAGGUGUGCGCUUUGUACCAGGAUGGAGAAGGCUGCCUCAAGGUAAGCGAACAAUAAGACAACCUAUGAACGGACAAGCAAGGGCAACCCUGGCAACAAAACUUCCACUGGUAUUGCGUAAUAAAAUUAAAGCACAUUUUGACAAUAUCUAUGGAGAUGUCAAGAAUGAUGACAGCGCUUAUUGGUCUCGAGUCGUGCAAGACCCUCAAUUUCACAAGACCCUGGAAAAUGCGAUUGCUGAGAUAGUCAGACGACCUGCGUUUAGCCAGUCACUCAAGGGAAUUCUCACAGCAGGACCGACAAAGGCGAUGGUAUACAUCUAUCAGAAGCUUACAAAAUGGUAUAGAGGUAAAUUUAAACGCGAUUGAGUAUAUGUAACUGUAAUUUUAUAUAUUUUUGGUUCCGAC